AUGGCAUCCAAGACAAAGACAACAAAAGGUAAGAAGAUUAAAUCCAAGAAGCCACAAGAUAUAAUGACAAAAAAAGAAUUCUACAAUUUAACCCUCCCCAGCCUAUUCAACAACAAAUCAGCCGGGACCACAAUCAUUGAUAAAAGUCAAGGAAAUUACUUCGCCCCAGACGCACUACGUGGCAGAACAUUCGAAGUAAACCAGGCAGACCUCCCAGAUAACACUAACUCAACAAGAAAGUUCAAAUUCGUAAUAGACGGGACUAAGGGCAAAGAUGCAAUUUCCUCAUUCCACUCCAUGGAACUGAUCAGUGAUAAGGUAAAAAGUAUCCCAAAGAAGUGGCACACUCUUAUUGAGACAUGCUCCAAGGUAGAGACACAGGAUGGAUAUACUCUAAGAAUAUUCACUAUCUGCAACACUAAAAGAAAGGCAAAGUCAGUCAGCAAGAACUGCUAUGCUAAAUUAUCACAGGUUAAGAGCAUACGUAAGGUGAUAUUUAAGAUUGUCUCAGAGGAAUUCGCAGGAGACAUAAACGAAGCCAUGAAGAAAAUGAUGACAGAAGUGGUUGGAGGCCGAAUGGAACAGGAAGGUGCUAAGAUAUACCCACUCCAGAACUGCUACAUCAAGAAGGUUAAGGUCCUGAAGAGACCACGCAUUGAGGAGGGAAUAUUUGAUGUGAAGGUAAAGGGAAAGAAGGUGGAGGUGAUUGAAUAA
Molecule: messenger RNA, 714 nt
Organism: Nematocida ausubeli
Lineage: Eukaryota; Fungi; Microsporidia
Exons: 1
Coding region: 1-714 (237 amino acids)
Biological process (GO): translation
Cellular component (GO): ribosome; cytosol
Molecular function (GO): structural constituent of ribosome
Source: RefSeq, a predicted model, not a curated record